AUGGACGACGACCGCAGCGUCUCGAUGCUCGAUGAGCGGGAGCUGGCUGUCGAGGAUACCAAGGAAGGCGAGGAGCUCAACCCUGUCAAGGUUGCGCGCCGCCUUGUCCUUCUUGCUGGCCCCAGUCUCCAAUGCGACAGCAAGGUCAUGGACACGGCUUGGAUCCUGCUGGCUGUGCUCGUCGCCGCACGCGGCGACGAGGAUGAGUGA
Messenger RNA from Apiotrichum porosum, 210 nucleotides. RefSeq lists its product as uncharacterized. The transcript is spliced from 2 exons. Bases 1 to 210 code for a protein of 69 amino acids. The record is from RefSeq and is a predicted model, not a curated record. Lineage: Eukaryota; Fungi; Basidiomycota; Tremellomycetes; Trichosporonales; Trichosporonaceae.